This is a messenger RNA of Clonostachys rhizophaga, 764 nucleotides long. The record is from the annotation of a GenBank genome assembly. NCBI's taxonomy places the organism in Eukaryota, Fungi, Ascomycota, Sordariomycetes, Hypocreales, Bionectriaceae.
AUGGUUGACUGGUGCCCGAGUCAACGGUGCCGGUUGGACAGACGGGCAGAACCCAAACUGGUACUAUAUUACCAGUCCCCCGGCUACGGCGGGCUGGAAAGCUCUCAACCAGGACAACGGCUUUGUCGAUCCGGCUUCAUUCCAGACCUCAAACAUUGACUGUCACAAGAGCGCAGUUACAAACACCCAGUAUGUCACCGCCAACGCUGGUGACACACUCACGCUGUACUGGAACACCUGGCCCGAUAGCCAUAAAGGUCCAAUUAUCAACUACAUUGCACCUGUUUCAAGUAUGUCACUGCACUUCUCAUUGAAAAUUCUAAAGGUUCCACGUAACAGCCAACAGCUUGCUAACUCCCGGUGAAGGCUUCGCCUCGGCGACCGCAGGAAACCUGGGCUGGUCUAAGAUUUCAGAAGCUGCUUGGAUCUCGGGUUCUAAUCCAGGAACCUGGGUAACUGACACGCUCAUCGCCACCGGGAAUUUCAGCAGCACCGUUAAGAUUCCCUCAAAGCUCAAGGCCGGUAAUUAUAUCCUUCGCCAUGAGAUCAUCGGACUCCACAGCGCCGGCAACGACAAUGGCGCACAGGCCUACCCGCAGUGCCUUAACCUCGUAGUCGGUGGUAGCGGAACUGUAUCAGCACCGUCUGGAACAAAAGGUACUGCCCUCUAUAGCAGAAGCGACCCGGGAAUCCUGUUCGACCUCUACAGGACAUUCUCAAGCUAUACUAUUCCCGGGCCUGCUCUGUGGACUGGGGCCAACUAG